Messenger RNA from Myotis davidii, 1735 nucleotides. It is a transcript of the gene ZCCHC4, whose product is annotated as zinc finger, CCHC domain containing 4. Gene Ontology annotation, molecular function: nucleic acid binding; zinc ion binding; rRNA (adenine-N6-)-methyltransferase activity. The record is from RefSeq and is a predicted model, not a curated record. NCBI's taxonomy places the organism in Eukaryota, Metazoa, Chordata, Mammalia, Chiroptera, Vespertilionidae. Gene Ontology annotation, cellular component: nucleolus; cytoplasm. Gene Ontology annotation, biological process: rRNA methylation. The transcript has 11 exons. Bases 1 to 1437 code for a protein of 478 amino acids.
AUGAAAACAAGUGUAGUGAAGGGCGGUGGCAACCGGGAACUUGAGGUACCUGACUGUUGUUUGACUUUUUUUUUUUUUUUCCCUGUUCUGGAACUAGGUCCCACGCUGUUGUUUGUAAAGGUGAGCCAAGGGAAGGAAGACACGCGGAGGUUUUAUGCCUGCUCGGCCUGUCGAGAUAGAAAAGAUUGUAAUUUUUUCCAAUGGGAAGAUGAAAAGUUGUCAGGUGCUAGACUUGCUGCCCGAGAAGCUCAUAACCGAAGAUGCCAGCCUCCUCUCUCCCGAAUGCAGUGUGUGCAAAGGUAUUUGAAGUUCAUUGAGUUGCCGUUGUCUCAGAGAAAGUUUUGCCAAAGAUGUCAGCAGUUGCUCCUGCCAGAUGACUGGGAGAAGCAUCGCGAGCACCAGGUCAUGGGUGAUGUUUCUGUCAUCCAGUUAAAAAGGCCCAGUCAGCUCCUUUCUCCGUUGGAAAACAAGAAGACAAACGCGCAGUAUUUGUUUGCUGAUAGGAGCUGUCAGUUCUUGAUAGACCUACUUUCUACCCUUGGGUUCAGAAGAGUGCUGUGUGUUGGAACACCAAGGUUGCAUGAGCUGAUCAGGUUGAAAGCAUCAGGUGACAAGAAGCCUAACAUUAAAAGCCUUUUAUUGGAUAUUGAUUUUCGGUAUUCGCAGUUUUAUAUGGAAGAUAGCUUUUGCCAUUAUAACAUGUUUAACCAUCACUUCUUUGAUGGAGAGGCUGCCCUUGAAGUAUGCAGAACAUUUUUACAGGAAGAUAAAGGUGAAGGAGUCAUUAUGGUGACAGACCCUCCUUUUGGUGGCUUGGUUGAACCUCUGGCUGUUACAUUCAAGAAGCUAAUUGCUAUGUGGAAGAAAGGUCAAAGUCAAGAUAACAAUCACAAAGAACUACCCAUUUUCUGGAUUUUUCCCUAUUUUUUUGAAUCCCGAAUUUGUCAGUUUUUUCCAAGCUUCCACAUGCUGGACUACCAGGUAGAUUAUGAUAAUCAUGCACUUUAUAAACAUGGAAAGACAGGUCGGAAACAGUCUCCUGUGCGUAUUUUCACCAAUAUUCCACCCAACAAAAUAAUUCUUCCUGUGGAAGAAGGGUAUAGGUUUUGCCCUCUGUGUCAACGAUAUGUUUCUCUAGAGAAUCAACACUGUGAGCACUGUAAUUCGUGCACAUCCAAGGAUGGCAGGAAAUGGAACCAUUGCUUUCUCUGCAAAAAGUGUGUAAAGCCUUCCUGGAUCCACUGUAGCAUUUGCAAUCACUGUGCUCUUCCCGGUCAUUCUUGCGAGGGCCCUAGAGACGGCUGCUUCAUUUGCGGUGAAUUAGAUCACAAACGUAGUACCUGUCCUAACAUCUCUGCAGCUACAAGAGUUAGCAAGUUAGUUGAAUUCUUUUGUUUACUAGAAGAAAAAUUUCAUUGUGUGACUUAUACAGAGUAAUCCACAAAAGUGUGCAAUAAUUGGAAGAUUCAAAAGUGCUAAAGUAAUUGUUGUAUUGUUUGCAUGGAUUGGGAAAGGAGGAUAUGAAGAUGAGUCCAAGAGCUUAGAAAUUUAUAGGUAAGACAUGAAAAUAACCAGAACAUAAGGUAGAAAGUGACUAACUUUAUAUCUCCUGCGGUUAGUGUGAAAUUAUAAUUUGUGGGGCGAGGGUUCAGGCUUUAUUGAAGGAUCUGCUGUUUAAGUCAGGACAGAUUGGCUGUAGACAUAUGGUAUUGGGUAAGGCUGGAGCACAAUCUCA